Stylophora pistillata is the source of this 1927-nucleotide messenger RNA. RefSeq names its product synaptotagmin-6. Gene Ontology annotation, molecular function: phosphatidylserine binding; calcium-dependent phospholipid binding; SNARE binding. Gene Ontology annotation, biological process: calcium-ion regulated exocytosis. NCBI's taxonomy places the organism in Eukaryota, Metazoa, Cnidaria, Anthozoa, Scleractinia, Pocilloporidae. Gene Ontology annotation, cellular component: plasma membrane; exocytic vesicle. The record is from RefSeq and is a predicted model, not a curated record.
AAAAAAUCAAUGAUCCGCAGGGAUAUUAUUUCUCAGUUGUCAGCUUCAACCAAGCGUAUAAUUUUUAUCAUUGCCAGAUAUACCAGUUUUGUAGAGCUUUCAAAACAACAAUCCAAAGCUUUACUUGAAAUGAGUGUAUAACUUUGGAAACCGUGUUUGAGUGCAUUAAUUAAGCGUUUGCCGAGUAAUAAGCAUCCCAUACGCGUUCUAUGUUUUGUUUUCUAGUAAUAUCCAUUAUUAUAAUGUAACUGUUAUCGGUUUUUUUUUCUUUUUACCGUUAAUAGUCAACCGUCGCACCUAUACUAUUUAAAUGAUUAGUUAAUAAUUAAAAUUACAACAUGCAGCAGGCAAGUUACAGCUGAUUUUAGAUAAACUUUACUCGUCCCUGAUAAAAGCCUUGUCCUAAAGGAUGUAGACAUUAACUGAAGGAGGGGAAAUCGAUUUAUUUUAAUCUCAUAGUAGUCAAGAAGCUUUCUGAUGGCCACAGACAAACAAUCGAAUAUCGAAAUCCGUUUAUAUGUGUUAAGUGACGCGUAAAGCAAACCCACGCGAAAAUAUCAGCACAUAACAAGUCAACACAGACGUUGAAACCCAGAAAACUUUCCGCCUCUUUAAGUGCUUGCCCCGGGGACUUAAAAAAACCAGUAGGGAAAAGAGUAUCCAAUUUUCCCUCCAACUCGACAGCUGUAAAAAAAGAACUGGACACGAGAAUGGGUUGACAAGGAAAAGCACAGUUGGUCACUUGAGCCGGUAACAUUUUAAAGAUAUUUGAGUAUAAUUUGACGACCGUUAGCCGUAGAACUUGGAAGGAAUCCGUCGUAAGCAGAAGAUAAAUUUGGACGCCAGCUGUAUUUUAUUGUGGAGAAUGACAGCUACCUUCGUUUGGAAGGAGUCACGUUUAGUAAUCUAGAUAAUACAAGAAAAAAAAAAACUUGCGAAAGGAAGUUUUCAACAAUGUCCUUAGCGUCAUGGAUCAUAGCCUAUAUACUUGUUGGUCUGCUGCUGGUAAUAACGCUUGUCUACGUCGGAUUCUUGGCUUUCAAAGCUUACAGCAUCCGGCAAGACAUGAAGCGCGCUCAUAGCUACCGGUAUAUCAUGAGGACGCCUUCGGAAGACUUCGAAAUUUCUUCGGCUACCGACGGAUCCCCGAGUCCUAAGCUUUUGGAAGCUUCACUCAGACCACCAACUCAGCCUCCUUUUUCUGUUGGUGAUGUGCAGACGGUUCAUAUCCAACCCCGUCUCGUUAGGCGUUCCCCCACGGAUUUCACACCAUCCGGUAGUCCUGCAACUCCACUGACUCCAAAGUCGCCCGGGACCCCAGGAUUCUUCGAUGACUUGGGAAGCCUGGAUCCCAGUCUUUACACAAUGGUAGCGGAGGAAAGUGGGUGCUCUACUUCCGAAUCUGGUUCCCCUUUAACUCACAACCUUGGCCAGGCUCAUUUCAUAAUCAAGUUCGAUCAGCAUCGUUCAAUCCUGUCGGUAAAGCUCGUGAAAGCGAUGAACCUGUCGCCGCUCGGAAAGGAAUGGAGCAAGCCUUGUAACCCCUACGUCAUCGUGCAACUACUCCCUGAUUACAGACAUCAGCUACAGUCUACUGUGCACAAAAAGACUACCAACCCUCGCUUUGACGAGACCUUCGAAUUCGAGUUGUCCUAUAAGGAACUCCAGUUGCAAACCCUAUGGCUGACGUUCCUCUCGUUUGACACCUCUUCACGUCACGAAGUGAUAGGCCAAGUGGUGCUGCCACUAGCGGAUUUAUCGCUCUCUCAAGACAACGUAUAUCGAACUGAUAUCAGACCGAGUCUUAAGAAACAAGUAGCUUUAGGGGAACUGAUGGUCUCUCUUGGUUACCUCAAGUCCGCGGAGAGGUUGACUGUAGUCAUCAUUAAGGCUCGCAAUCUGCCAGCGGUUAAUAUCAAGGGAACAG